ACAACCUCACCUGAAUUCAUUCUAUCGAAUUCGAACCUCGACCACUUUAUAGAUCGGUACCAUCGACAUCAAUUUCGCGUCAUAGAACAUACAUCACCCAUAACUGGCAUAGCAGUUUCGCAUACCGCUUUGUUCCAAGACCUUCCAUAGAGGUCGCGAGUGACAUCGAAACCAACUUUGCCACACCUUCAACUCCGAUCAUAACCAGCACACAUCAUGUCUACCGAAGAAGAUCUCAUCGAUUACUCCGAUGAUGAGCUUGAGACAAAGACCACAGCGCCAGCUGCUGGUGCAGGAAAUGGAGAGGCCAAGGAGGGCGAUCUGACCGUAUCUGGAGGUAACCCUGACAAGAAGGGAUCAUACGUCGGCAUCCACGCGACCGGUUUCCGCGACUUCCUGCUGAAGCCAGAGCUUCUCCGGGCCAUCACUGAUUGCGGUUUCGAGCAUCCAUCGGAGGUCCAGCAAGUGUGUAUUCCUCAGGCAAUUCUCGGAACCGACGUUCUCUGCCAGGCCAAAUCCGGUCUUGGUAAGACUGCCGUCUUUGUCCUGACCACCCUUCAACAAGUUGAGCCGGUGUCCGGAGAGUGCUCCGUUCUCGUUAUGUGCCACACUCGCGAGUUGGCCUACCAGAUCAAGAACGAAUACGCCAGAUUCAGCAAGUAUAUGCCAGAGGUCAAGACCGCUGUCUUCUACGGUGGAACCCCGAUCCAGAAGGAUGCCGAGAUCCUGAAGAACAAGGACACCCACCCGCACAUCAUCGUCGCCACCCCCGGUCGUUUGAAUGCCUUAGUCCGUGACAAGCACCUCCGCCUCGGAAGCGUCAAGGUCUUCGUCCUCGAUGAGUGUGACAAGAUGCUCGAUCAGAUUGACAUGCGCCGCGACGUCCAGGAGAUCUUCCGCGCCACGCCAACCCAGAAGCAAGUCAUGAUGUUCAGCGCCACCCUGUCCCAGGAAGUCCGCCCGAUCUGCAAGAAGUUCAUGCAGAACCCUCUUGAGAUUUACGUUGAUGACGACACCAAGCUUACCCUGCACGGCCUUCAGCAGUACUACAUCAAGCUUGAUGAGAAGGAGAAGAACCGCAAGCUCAAUGAGCUUCUUGACGAUAUGCAGUUUAACCAGGUCAUCAUCUUUGUCAAGAGCACCCUGCGCGCCACUGAGCUCGACAAGCUCCUCCGCGAGUGUAACUUCCCGUCUAUCGCAGUUCACUCUGGUGUUAGCCAAGAAGAGCGUAUCAAGCGCUACACGGAGUUCAAGGAGUUCAACAAGCGUAUCUGUGUCGCUACCGACGUCUUCGGACGUGGUAUUGAUAUCGAGCGUAUCAACCUUGCCAUCAACUACGAUCUACCCGGUGACGCCGACUCCUACCUCCAUCGUGUCGGUCGUGCUGGUCGUUUCGGAUCCAAGGGUGUCUCUAUCUCCUUCGUGAGCAGCGAGCCCGACCAGCAGGUCCUGAAGGAUAUUGAGAAGCGCUUCGAGGUUGCACUUCCUGAGUUCCCAGAGGGCGGUAUCGAUGCCAGCACCUACAUGGCGAGUUAGAUGCACAACCCCGCAUUUUUCCCGUCGGGCCUCUCUCAACUCUUGCAAAGUCCCCUAUCUCGCGCUCUCAGCACCUACCGCUUGAGCGCCAAAGGGAUGGGUAGCCACGCAGUUUUAGGGGCCCUAGUUAGCCUAGUGACGGACCCGGAGUAGGAAGUUUUUACGCGCUGGCAACUUUUGUGUUUUUUUUAUGGGACUACUACUGGAUGGACUGGGCGAGGGGGUAAAUUUCUUGUCUUGUCUUGUCUUGUGUCUUACCAAGAUAUUAAAAAAAAACUUGUGAUUCUUUUUUUGAAAGCCGUGUUUGCCGGUGUCGUGAAUAACGCGUGGUUUAAGUGAUGUGAUGACAGGAGGGCGCAUCAAUGCACCCAGUUCUCGUGUGGCUUGGCUGCGUUGAGUGAUCUACGCCAGGUAAAUCAAGUGAAGAAUGGUCUGGAGAGAAAAGGAGUUUGGUGAGGGACGAAGUGAGGAUACUUAUAGGGCCAUGAUGAAUGAGCAUUGUCAUCUUGAAAUGAGGAUUGGAUUGAAUAUAGCGGUGAUGAGGGUUUGAUGAUGAAUAAUAGUCCUGCUGUUCGGAUAUAAAGAAUUUCCAUGAGACCAAGGAGGUGAACAAUGGAAUAAGUAGCAACGAAGUCUUUAUCUGUAUUCGAG
This is a messenger RNA of Pseudogymnoascus destructans, 2187 nucleotides long. RefSeq names its product Suppressor of the cold-sensitive snRNP biogenesis mutant brr1-1 (gene SUB2). Gene Ontology annotation, molecular function: RNA helicase activity; ATP binding; RNA binding. Lineage: Eukaryota; Fungi; Ascomycota; Leotiomycetes; Thelebolales; Thelebolaceae. Gene Ontology annotation, biological process: mRNA splicing, via spliceosome; mRNA export from nucleus. The coding region runs from base 217 to 1536 and encodes 439 amino acids. The record is from RefSeq and is a predicted model, not a curated record. The transcript is spliced from 5 exons.